AUGGAAUUUGAAUGCAAGUGCGAAAUAUGCGUAAUGCACGCAGGCGUUCUUCCCGGGUGGAGGGCCCUGCUGGAAAAAGAGUUUGAAAAGGAGUACUUUAGGAGAAUUCUGGAAUAUCUGCACGGCGUGCAGUUCUUCCCGCAGCCAAAGCACGUGCUGCGGUGUCUUUCUUUUUUCGAGUGCGCAGACACAAAGGUGGUUAUACUCGGGCAGGACCCGUACCACGGGGUGGACCAGGCAGUGGGCCUGUCUUUUUCGGUUCCCGUAGGCGUGCGCGCCCCACCCAGCCUGAUGAACAUACGGAAGGAAAUACUCAGCAGCACCGGCGCAAAGUCCGCGUGCGUAGGCGGGUCGCUCACGUCCUGGGCGAAGCAAGGGGUUCUUCUUCUGAACAGCAUACUCACGGUGACGCAGAAAAAGCCCCGGUCGCACUCUAAAAUAGGGUGGACGGAGUUCACAGACGAAAUAAUCCGGAUGGUAAGCGAAAAGUCGUCGGGCACUGUUUUUAUGCUCUGGGGGAACGACGCACAGAGCAAGAAAGGGCUGAUUGAUAGCAAAAAGCAUCUUGUUUUGUGCACAACGCACCCAAGCCCCUUCAGCGCCCACAGGGGCUUUAUAGGGAGUGGGCACUUCAAACGCGCGAAUGAGUAUUUAAUAUCUCUAAAUAAAGAGGCAAUUGUUUGGUGA
Nematocida major is the source of this 687-nucleotide messenger RNA. Its product is annotated as uracil-DNA glycosylase. Gene Ontology annotation, molecular function: uracil DNA N-glycosylase activity. Bases 1 to 687 code for a protein of 228 amino acids. The record is from RefSeq and is a predicted model, not a curated record. NCBI's taxonomy places the organism in Eukaryota, Fungi, Microsporidia. Gene Ontology annotation, cellular component: nucleus; mitochondrion. The transcript has a single exon. Gene Ontology annotation, biological process: base-excision repair; base-excision repair, AP site formation via deaminated base removal.